Chroicocephalus ridibundus (black-headed gull) is the source of this 2202-nucleotide messenger RNA. RefSeq names its product interferon regulatory factor 7 (gene IRF7). Gene Ontology annotation, biological process: immune system process; regulation of transcription by RNA polymerase II. The coding region runs from base 288 to 1964 and encodes 558 amino acids. Gene Ontology annotation, molecular function: DNA-binding transcription factor activity, RNA polymerase II-specific; RNA polymerase II cis-regulatory region sequence-specific DNA binding; protein binding. Gene Ontology annotation, cellular component: nucleus. The transcript is spliced from 10 exons. The record is from RefSeq and is a predicted model, not a curated record. NCBI's taxonomy places the organism in Eukaryota, Metazoa, Chordata, Aves, Charadriiformes, Laridae.
CAGGGCUUUGCAGAUGCAUCCCCCGGGGCGGGGGGGCGGGGACGGGAGGACGCCAGAGCAUCAUCCCCGGGCGCAUCGCUGGCACCCGGAGGGGACCGGUGUGGGUGGUACCCCACCACCCCCAACCCCCGCGGCGGGGGUGGCCACCGGCGACACUUUCACUUUCGAAAGGGUCACGUGUUUUCCAGGAAGCCGGGCGCGGGUGGAAGGGGCGGAUAAAAGCGCCGGGCGGGAGGUGGCCGCGUAGUCACCCACCGGCCCCGCAGGACCGGGGACCCCGCGGCACCAUGGCAGCGCUGCAGAGCGAGGGGGAGGCCCAAAAGCUGCGGUUCGGGCCCUGGCUGCUGAGCGCCAUCAGCAGCGGGAACUACCCCGGACUCUGCUGGAUCGACCAGGACCACAGCGUCUUCCGCGUCCCCUGGAAGCACAAUGCCAGGAAGGAUGUCACUAGCAGCGACGUGGAGAUCUUCAAGGCCUGGGCAAAGGCGAGUGGGCGAUAUGAAGGGUAUCCCGAGGACCCAGCCAAGUGGAAGACCAACUUCCGCUGUGCCCUGAGGAGCACCCGCAUGUUCACAAUGCGGGAGGACCACUCCAAAUGUGGUGACGACCCACACAAGGUCUUUGCCAUCAACCCAGCCCUUGGGCAUGGCGAGGAGGGAGAUUUUGGCAGCCCUGACCCUGCAGUGGACCAGCAGCCACAGCACCAGCAGCCGCAGCUGGAACCUGCUCUGCAAGAGAUGGCCCCAGAAAUCACCCUCCCAGGCAGCACCAACCCCGCACAGCCCUCAGUGCUGGAGGACGUGGAUGAGCUGCAGUGGGUGCUGCAGCUUUGCAACAUCUCCCGUGACCCUGGCCCCCUGGCCCCAUCCUGGCCAUCUGCAGUAGAUGCCCCCCACCAGGACAUCCUGCUCCAGCAUCACCCAGACCCCAGCCAAAACAACUGCCUCCCGCCGCCGGCGUGUCAGCAGUGGGUGCCUGCAACGCAGCAGCCCGCCUUGGGCGCCUACAGCCCCCUGGACCCCAUGCUGCUGGAGCACCAAGGUGGGUGCUGUGGGGCAGGAGCAAGUCCCAGGCGUGGAGAUGCCAUACAGGGGUGGGAAGAGACUGGGGUGCUGGCACGUGCCCUCCAUGCCAAAGCAACCCCUGCCCUGCUGCACCCCGAAUCGCGACGCCAAUGCUGCCUGUCUCCCGCCGCAGCACCCAUGCCACUGCCAUGCCACCCGCCGGAGGGCACGGUCCCAGUGCUGUCCCCAGGGGAGGCGAUGCUCUUCACCCCCACCCACCCUGUGCCACCACCACCGCCGCCGCCAGAGGAUAACACAGAUGUCAGCAUCCUGGACGUCAGCAUCUACUACCGGGGGAAGCUCUUCCACCAGGAGGAGGUGGGGGGCAGGCAGUGCCUGCUGGUGUACCAGCCCUGCGACCCGGCGGUGGCCCAGCGCCCUGGGCACCUGGUCCGCUUCCCCAGCCCCACCGAGCUGGCCGACAGCAAGCAGCGGGAGUUGACUGAGCAGCUGCUGGGCGUUGCGGGGCUGCAGCUGGAGCAACGCGCCAGCAAGCUCUUUGCCACCCGCCUGAAGAAGUGCAAGGUCUUCUGGGCCCUGUCCCACCAGCUUGAGGGCGUCAAGGAUCCCCCGCCCAACAUGCUCUGCCGGGACCAGGCAACCCCCAUCUUUGACUUCAAUGAGUUUUGCACAGAGCUGAGGGACUUCCGCAAUGGCCAAAGGCAGCGGUCCCCUGACUUCACCAUCUACCUCUGCUUCGGGCAAUUCUUCUCCAAGGACAAGCCCAAGGAGUCCAGACUCAUCCUGGUCAAGCUGGUGCCCAAGUUCUGCGAGUAUUGGUAUGAGCAGGUGCAGCGGGAAGGAGCCUCCUCCCUCGACAGCGGCACCGUCAGCCUGCAGCUCUCCGACUCCUUCAGCCUCUUUGAGCUCAUCGAGCAGUACACCAUGCAGAUGGACUGACCUUCACCCACCACGCUCCCCACGGCCCUCCCCGGGACAGGCAUCAGCCGGCGGGGGACUACCGGGCAUCGGGGGCCGUUCGAACCGGCAUUCCCCCAGGAACGCCACGGUGGGAUGCCUGUGGUGGCGACCUUUCCUCUUCCGCUCCCCCCACCCCAAGGACAGCAUCACUGGCCGGUCCUGGAGCUGAAACGUUGCUUUUCCCGCUCUGUCAGCUGCUACUGUGUGCUUUUUUGUG